Molecule: messenger RNA, 1979 nt
Organism: Umbelopsis ramanniana AG
Lineage: Eukaryota; Fungi; Mucoromycota; Umbelopsidomycetes; Umbelopsidales; Umbelopsidaceae
Exons: 2
Coding region: 66-1892 (608 amino acids)
Molecular function (GO): protein binding
Source: RefSeq, a predicted model, not a curated record
UUGACAGAGAGCGUUUUAGUUGUUACUCUUUUCCCUUUUUACUUUGCUUCUUUCACUUCAACAUCAUGUCAGAACUCGAAGAAGAAAAAUCAUAUGAAGUCUUGGCUCAUAACAACGUUUCCGACUUCUUGACUCGCCAUGUACCCAAACAAUUUACCAGCCCUCGUCAAACCUGUUAUCGCCAUAGAACCGAUAUCGCCAGAGUACUUGUUCCCGAAGAGCUGUCCCGUGUAGCUGUCCAAAAGCAACUUGAAAACUUACCCAAAGCUGAUCAAAACGCUAUAUCACAUAUAUGGUCUAUUUUUUCUGCCGCCCCAGCGAAUCAACGACUACUGAUGCUUCAAGGCAUUGUUUCCACUUGCUGCAUGCCCCAAUUGUCAUUCUUGGCAUCGGCUGUAGAGCCAUUAUUGAGGAUCGAUUUUUUAGCUGUUCUUCCUCAUGAGGUCUCCCUCAAGAUCCUUUCACACCUAGACGCAAAGUCCCUUUGCCAUGCUGCUCAAGUUAGCCGAACAUGGAAACAUCUUGCAGAUGACGAUAUCGUAUGGCAUCGAAUGUGCGAGCAACACAUCGAUAAGAAAUGCACAAAAUGUGGAUGGGGACUUCCUCUUCUAUACAACAAGAAAGCUAUGCGCAAACGUCAACGAUCAUCUGAUGGCGUUACGGCAGCCUGUGGCACAAAAUUAGUUGAAUCUUCUACUGGUGAUAGCAACGCACCGCAAGAUCAACCAAGUAAACGCCGUAGAGUUUCUCAAGACACUGACAUCAAGUCAGCCACACCUGACGCCCAUCGUCGUCCAUGGAAGGAUGUAUACAGUGAACGGCUUGUUGUCGAGCGAAAUUGGAGAACCAACAAAUAUACUGUUCGUACACUCAAAGGUCAUAAGGACGGUGUUAUGUGCGUCCAGUUCUGUGAAAACAAGAAUCGACUCAUCAGUGGUUCAUACGACAAAACUGUUCAUGUUUGGAACCUUGAGACUGGAGAAAUACUCAAGGUACUGACUGGUCAUACACGAUGCGUUCGUGCACUACAAUUUGAUGACGCAAAGCUAGUCACUGGUUCUAUGGACAACACGCUCAAGAUCUGGAACUACAACACUGGGCACUGCAUUCGAACUCUUCAAGGCCAUACGGACGGUGUUAUCAGCUUACACUUCGAUUCCAGAAUCUUGGUCAGCGGUUCUGCCGACAAGAAUGUGAAGGUUUGGAACUUCCUGACUGGAGAAUGCUUUACGCUCCACGGACACACCGACUGGGUCAAUCAAGUCAAGAUUCAUCGGCAAUCGAUGGUUGUCUCCGCAAGUGACGACACCACUAUUCGGGUAUGGGAUUUGAAUACUCGGACAUGUCUAAAGGUGCUUGAAGGACAUGUCGGCCAAGUUCAAGCUGCUAUUCCCAGCAUGCAUGGAUUUGCUCAUCGAUUUGUGCUGCCAAAGCAAAAGCCCGAAGUAAAUACACCUGAAGAAAUAGAGCAAGAGCAAUUGCAUAGCUGUCGGCAAGAUCAGCAGCAGCAACAGAGAGCUACUAGUGAAGAGCGCCAGAUGCCCAUUCAACAACAAGAAAAGGCAGAAGAUGGUCAAUCCAGCACCGAAGUCAUCAUUUCUGGCUCACUUGACAAUACUCUGAAAGUCUGGUCAAUGGAAACCGGUGAAUGUCUCCGUACUCUUUUUGGCCAUGUAGAAGGUGUUUGGAGUGUUGCCUUUGACAAGCGCCGCUUCGUAUCUGGCUCCUCAGAUAGUACCAUUCGUGUCUGGGAUGCCGAUAGUGGACAAGCACUACAUACCCUGAAGGAGCACGACAAAGGUGUUACAUCUGUCUCCCUCAGUGACACCAAAAUCAUUAGUGCAUCUGAAGAUGGAGAAAUUCGUAUUUUCGACUACGGUAUGCAAGUUUAAAUCAAUUUGGAUCAAUGUAGACUACUUAAUCUUAGAGAUCAAAAGCAUUACUACCUCACUCAACAUAUACCCCAUUCUAAAAAUGCC